GAAUUAGUCUCAGGCUAAGGUUCAAAGACAAAGGAAAGAAGAGGCAGGCAGGCAGGCUAUCGAGUUUGGUACAACAAUUCUAGAAUUCCUCCAUGAGCACCACCAUUUCAACAUCAUAGUACGGAUUGCCAACGCUAUAUAACUCCUUGCUCGUUGUCGCGUUUUCCAAGCACAAAAUCAUUACAGUCAUGUUUUCCCUUCCAAACCUUGCCCCGACAGACUCCUACAAUCUUUGGUACACAUCAUCUCAUAGCAACAUUCCCCAGCACAUAGAACCCACAAACAAUACAUUUGAUCAUACCGCUCUCCAUGUUACAUCAAACCAAAACCACGGCUCGCGUCGUCAACAAGCCAGUAAUAGAACACCUCUAGCACGAUUACGCUUAGAUGAAGAAUACAUCGAGAGGAGAAAGCAAAAUGUACAAAACUGGGGAAGUUCCUGGAUUAAGCCUCCGGGAGUAGCAAAAUCGUUACAUCAAUUGAGAGAAGAGAAAAGAGAAAUGGAAGAACAUCAAGAAGCAAUGAGACGAGAACAAUUGGCACAAGAACUUGCCGAAGCGGAACAGGCGGAGACGGAGGCAAUGAUACCGGCUGACGAUAUGGAGGGUGAGAUGGAUGGGGUGGUGGAUCUUGAUGAUGAGAUUCCUGAUGCGGAUGAGACGGGAAUGGGACCCAGUGAUUCAUCCGAUGCGAGUGAAGAUGAUGAAGAUGAAGAUGAAGAAAACGAUCUCGAGGAUGUUCCUAGAGCACUCACAGCUUCUCGCAUGACGGAUGAAGCUUACAGAGAUGCGAUAACACGUCUCGGGCCCCCCAGAGGAUCAAUGCUAGAAGAUGAUGGCGCUUCUACCAUUGCCGAAGAAGAGCAAUCGCAAAUGCUACAAGAGGAAGAUCUAGUUCAUGAGCACGAAGAAGAUAAUCAAGAUGAAGACAUGGAAGUGGAUCUUGAUGAUGAUAUUCCCGAAGGCGACGAAGGAUAUGAACAUACAGAUACGGAAGAUGAAUUGGAUAGCAGUGAGGAGGAAAGUGAAGCUGAAAGUCUUCCUCUUGGAAAUCAUGGAGGUCAUGGUGCAAGUAUGGUUAGGAGUGAUGGUACUCAAAACUCGAUGGAUCUUUCGAAUCUUAUAUCGCACGAUAGUAGUGUGUUAUAUAGUAGUCCUCGAGGAGCAAGAUGAUGUGAUGGACGAUUCAACAAUGGAUAUGAUCACAAUUCCUGGAAAGAAAAACAACGAAAAAGAAAGACACAAUUUCAAGGGCUGACAAGCAAUAUCCGUCGUAGAUUCUUGGGGUAUAAUCAGGCACGAAGUACAAGUAUUUUAAUAGGGAUAGAUAUCUCUGACUCAACAAUCUAAUAUCACCAAUGGUAGACACGACGCGGUAUUCGACGAAGGAGUUCAUCACAUACCAAAUCAACCCCAGGGCAUAUAAUGGGCGCAUAGGACAAACCCCAAAACAACUCUAAUUCAUCGGAAGAGAUAAAAUGGUAUCGAAUAGUUACGGCGUCAUGGAGUAUAUAUCUUUUUCCGAUACCCCAACAUAAAUAUUUUACGCUUCUCUUUUUUAUUCUUUUUUUUAAGGGGAGUUCUUUAGUGAUAGUGAUGUAUGAUGGUAAUGCGAAAUGAAUAAUUAAAUGAUAAUAAUGAUGAUGGUCUUUGCAGAUUUUGAAAUGAAGAGUUGGUUCCUGGGGUUUUGAUGUGAGGUUGAUGUGAGGCUUUGAUUUUGAGAAUUGAGAAAUUGGGGAGUUGGGGAGUAAGGGUUAGAUUGUUGAGAUGUGAACGGUAGGUGGUAAAUGGGAAAUGGGUGAAGGGUAAUUGGUAGGUGGUAAAUGGUAAAUGGUAAAUGGUAAGUGGUAAAAGGGUUAGGGGGAGAUUGGCGAGGGGUGAACUAAGAACUGGGUAAUUGGUGGAUUGGGGUCUGGGUGGA
Botrytis cinerea B05.10 is the source of this 1920-nucleotide messenger RNA. RefSeq lists its product as hypothetical. The coding region runs from base 189 to 1172 and encodes 327 amino acids. Gene Ontology annotation, cellular component: anaphase-promoting complex. Gene Ontology annotation, biological process: anaphase-promoting complex-dependent catabolic process. Lineage: Eukaryota; Fungi; Ascomycota; Leotiomycetes; Helotiales; Sclerotiniaceae. The transcript has 2 exons. The record is from RefSeq and is a predicted model, not a curated record.